AUGCACGGAUAUGAUAUAUUCAAUUUGCUCUUGCGCCUCGGCCAACUUGCAUUCAGUACUAUUGUCCUCGGUAUCACCAGUGCACAUCUGAGUCGUGCUCGAAGUGAAUCAGGAUGGACUAGGAAGCGAUUCAUCUACACCGAAGUUACUGCUGCUCUGGGUCUAUUCUUCUCCUUAUUUUUCUUGCUACCACACACAUGGAAUUUUAUUCAUUGGCCUAUCGAUUUCCUGAUGUUCGUUAUGUUUAUGAUUGCUUUUGGAUUAUUGGUUGAUUUCAUCGCACCUUCCCACUGCGGAAGUGCAUUUCGUUGGUUCGGUAGAUAUGGCGGGUCCAGCUGCUCGAGAUGGAAAGCCGACGUGGCAUUUGCAUUUUUGGCUUCCCUUUUCUUCCUGGCUUCUUUUCUCCUCGGAACAUUCAUGCACCACCGCUCCCGCCGCACGCACACUACGGCCACCGACCCCAACGUCCCCGUCGCCGAACAACCAACCAAUGGUCAACCUACCACCGAACGAAAGAAAUGGUACCGAACGCGUGUUUAA
Sclerotinia sclerotiorum 1980 UF-70 is the source of this 540-nucleotide messenger RNA. RefSeq lists its product as hypothetical. Bases 1 to 540 code for a protein of 179 amino acids. The transcript has 3 exons. NCBI's taxonomy places the organism in Eukaryota, Fungi, Ascomycota, Leotiomycetes, Helotiales, Sclerotiniaceae. Gene Ontology annotation, cellular component: membrane. The record is from RefSeq and is a predicted model, not a curated record.